Molecule: messenger RNA, 753 nt
Organism: Caenorhabditis briggsae
Lineage: Eukaryota; Metazoa; Nematoda; Chromadorea; Rhabditida; Rhabditidae
Exons: 2
Coding region: 1-753 (250 amino acids)
Source: RefSeq, a predicted model, not a curated record
AUGCGAAACGAGAAUCGCUGGAUGUAUUUGCCAAAAUCUGCUCAAGCCAAGGCUCCAGUCAAGACCCCCCUCCCCGACGACACGACGCCAAUUCCAACGCCUCAAAUUCCUCAAAUUCCCCAAAAAGCUCAAGCUCCGCUUCCUCUGGCUCAGGCUCCGCCCCCACCGCCACCACCACAUCUUGGCUCCUAUUAUGAUCUUCCUCCAAAUAUUACAGCUCCACCGAAGCUCAAACCUUCACCUCUGAAAAAUCAAGAUAUGGGUGGAAAUUCUCCAAUUAUCCCAUUGGAUCCAACUGAUGUGUCUUCAGAAGUCACGAAAAAAGACGCGUUGGCUCCGCCCACGUCUUCAGUGCCAACGUCUUCUGGUGUCUCUUCUGGAACCUUGACGUCGUCUGGAACCACUCCAACCACCUACACCACACCUCCAGAGACCACGCCUUCUGGAAAUUCGGAUUCUUCGUUCACAACUCCUCUAACGACUUCUUCUAACGCACGUCACCGGGAGAAGGCGUCAAACAGAAUGUUCAAUACGGUCAGGAUGAUAUUCAGCAACCGCCGCUCAAGAACCGGCUCGUGGCUCUUCGACUCCACCGGCUCCAACCGCUUCGAUUCGUCCGGACCGCCAUCCGGACCGUCCGCCAAGACCAAUUCGACUGUUUCGAGUUCAAUCUUAAAAACUGAUUCUUCAUACUAUAAAACGGCAUCUGUGGAGCAGUUUCCACACGGCGCAUUCACUUUUCAGUCUAAUUAA